AUGUCUGCCGCCGAUAGUGCUGAGAUCAUCGCUCUCAAGGAGAUCAUCCGCAAGGUUACUAGAGAGCGAACUCAGGCGCGCAAUGAGAAGCAUAUCGCCAUCAAAGCUAAGAAGAGCGCGGAACAGGAGGUUGCAGAACUACUCCGCCGCUACCAUGGCGUGGACGAACAACUAGAGCUGAAAGAGAAAGCUCUGGAAAGCCUAACUGAGAAAUACAUUACUAUGGUUGACAAGAAAAGCGAUAUAAUUAGGCGUUACCGAAACAAGCUUAACAGAGCCAAGGCAAAUGCUACCAUGCUGGAUGAUCGUAUCUCCAAGUGGAAGGAAACUGUUGAAAAUCUCACCAAAAAGAACAACACUGUUAUUGAAGAGCGAGACGCCAUUGCUGAGAAGUACAAGGAUGCAGUUAAAGAGAUCAAGGACCUUAAAGAGGAGAUUGGAGGCUACGUUGAGCUGAUCGAGGAACUUUACGACACGAUCGAAGCUCACCAUAAGGAGGAAUAA
Daldinia vernicosa is the source of this 504-nucleotide messenger RNA. RefSeq lists its product as uncharacterized. NCBI's taxonomy places the organism in Eukaryota, Fungi, Ascomycota, Sordariomycetes, Xylariales, Hypoxylaceae. The record is from RefSeq and is a predicted model, not a curated record. Bases 1 to 504 code for a protein of 167 amino acids. The transcript has a single exon.